This is a messenger RNA of Misgurnus anguillicaudatus (oriental weatherfish), 1835 nucleotides long. The record is from RefSeq and is a predicted model, not a curated record. NCBI's taxonomy places the organism in Eukaryota, Metazoa, Chordata, Actinopteri, Cypriniformes, Cobitidae.
AUUUAGCGCAUGUUUAUUUUUACAUCACCUCACAUCGCCUCCUGACUCUUCUUACGUGGCUAAUAAAUAUGAAAUUGGGGUUUGGAACAUGCUUUAUAGGAAUAACAGGAAUAUGCUGCACUCCAGUUAUCAGUUUAUAUGAUGGAAGUGAAAGAGGAGAGUCAAGCUGAAGUGGAUGAGAAACAUCAGAUUGUAAAAAUAAACCAUAAUGUUUCACAGAAAGAAACUCUGAAGACAGAAGACAUAAAGUGUGUAAAUAGUUUCAGUGAAGAAGAACGCCCUGAAGAUCACAAGAGGACUCACAGUGAGGAGAAACCUUUCACAUGUCAACAGUGUGGAAAGAGUUUCAGAAGAAAAUCUCACCUUAAAGAACACAUGAGAAUUCACACCGGAGAGAAACCUUUCACAUGUCAACAGUGUGGAAAGAGUUUCUCUGUUGAAAGUAACCUUAAGAUACACACAAUGAUUCACACUGGAGAGAAACCUUACACAUGUCAACAGUGUGAAAAGAGUUUCACUUCUCAAUCGAACCUUAUCCGGCACAGGAAAACUCACAGGGGGGAAAAGCCACACGCCUGCCAGCAUUGUGAAAAGAGUUUUCCAGAUAAAAGUCAUCUUAAGAUACACGUAAGAGUUCACACUGGAGAGAAAGCUUACACGUGUCAUCUGUGUGGAAAGCGUUUCGGAGAUAAAAGUGGACUUGAUAUUCACAUGAGGAUUCACACUGGAGAGAAACCGUUCACAUGUCAUCAGUGUAAAAAAAGUUUUAACAUUAAAAGCAACCUUACAAGACACAUGAAAAUUCACAUGGAAGAGAAACCUCACUCUUGUCCUCAGUGUGGAAAAAGUUUCAGUAAUAAAAGUGGACUUGAGAUUCACAUGAGAAGUCACACUGGAGAGAAACCGUUCACAUGCCAUGAGUGUAGAAAAAGUUUCAGAUGUAAAUACAACCUUACAAUACACAUGAAAAUUCACACUGGAGAGAAACCUCACGCAUGUCUUCAGUGUGGAAAGAGUUUCAGUAAUAAAAGUGGACUUGAGAUUCACAUGAGAUAUCAUACUGGAGAGAAACCUUACAGAUGCUCUCAGUGUGGAAAGAGUUUUACAAAUGAAAGGACUCUUAAGACACACACAAAAAUUCACACCGGAGAGAAACCGUUCACUUGUCAUGAGUGUAAAAAAAGUUUUAACAUUAAAAGCAACCUUACAAAACACAUAAAGAUUCACACUGGAGAGAAACCUCACGCAUGUCUUCAGUGUGGAAAGAGUUUCAGAGAUAAACGUGGACUUGAGACUCACCUGAGAUAUCACACUGGAGAGAAACCUUACAUAUGCUCUCAGUGUGGAAAGAGUUUUACAAGUGAAGACACUCUUAAGACACACACAAGAAUCCACACUGAAGGAAAAUCGUUUACAUGUCAUGAGUGUAAAAAAAGUUUCAGAUUUAAGCACAACCUUACAGCACACAUGAAAAUUCACACUGGAGAGAAACCUCAUGCAUGUCUUCAGUGUGGAAAGAGUUUCAGUGAUAAACGUGGACUUGAGACUCACACAAGAAUUCACACUGGAGAGAAACCGUUCACAUGUCAUCUGUGUGGAAAGAGUUUCAGAGGUAAAAGCGACCUUACAAAACACAUGAAAAUUCACAUGAAAGAGAAACCUCAGACAAUGACAAAGCCAAUCAUAAAGCAAUGUGAGACGGGACUCAUUGCAGAAAACGAGAUCUGUUAACCAUUUGUGUACCAUAGACUGCAUUACCUUUACAUAACACGGUGGUAAGAGAUUUGAAUCUCAUUUAAAUGAUUUCUGUGUAAAUAAAUUCUACAAUGACUUUC